Molecule: messenger RNA, 1580 nt
Organism: Opisthorchis viverrini
Lineage: Eukaryota; Metazoa; Platyhelminthes; Trematoda; Opisthorchiida; Opisthorchiidae
Exons: 4
Coding region: 12-1433 (473 amino acids)
Biological process (GO): RNA polymerase II preinitiation complex assembly; DNA-templated transcription initiation
Cellular component (GO): SLIK (SAGA-like) complex; transcription factor TFIID complex; SAGA complex
Molecular function (GO): DNA binding; protein heterodimerization activity; TBP-class protein binding
Source: RefSeq, a predicted model, not a curated record
CGUGCGGACAGAUGAAAGCACAGACCAAUCCCACUGUUGUUCCGUCUGGAUCACUUCUGAUACAGCCAGGUCAGGCUAUGUCAGUUCAACCGGGAACCAUAACCAAUUUGCAACCGGGGGUCCCCGCUCCCAUGUCCCAUCAAGGACUACACGUUUGGGCGCCUGCACCAGGAGGUACGAUUAACAUGUCUGGUUUAGGUGCUGCUCCUCGUGGUCAUCCCGGAAUGGUUACUCUACCUUCUGGACAGACAGUUCUGAUGACAAACUUGGUUACCACAGCCAGCACUCCACCGAUGCCUCUCCCGGUCUCUUCGCCUAUGUCAAAACCACCACUGCAGGCUCCUCCAGUGGGAAAUCCAAUGAUUCUCUCCGGUUCAACACAGCAACCAAUCGCAGUUCCCAUGACAACUCAUCACUUGACAUCCACGGUGAUUCAGGGACCUAACGGACCCAUAUCAGUUGCAUUACCAAACUCAUUACUUCCAACCUCAUCAAUGAACCACCCACUGGGCACCGGAGCUCCUUCUUACGUUUCCACUGCACACGGGCAGACCAGUUCUGACCCAUCUGUACAAGGUUCUCAAUUCAUCGAGCCAGUUCAAACAAACUAUUCUUUCCCAACACCUGGGUAUCAAACCGUAAUUCCAAGUGGUCAAGUCGUGUUAGAUCAGAGUGGGAUUAAUCUCCAACCCCCCAACUCAUCCCAGCCCAAGUUUGUUGCUAUGACUACCGUGCCUACCGUGCAACCGUCACCUGUCGUCCAACCACCAAUUUCGUUUCUGUCUGAUCUGAAUUCUGACUGUGUUGCCGUCAGCUCCGUAUCGACCUCUAUAGCUCCUGUUUCCUCACCCAGUCCGACCAACCAACUGCCAGUGACGAGUCACAGUGGUAUUGGCGAAUCUUCCGUAGUUUAUCUAAGUCCAGUAAAUAGAGCUCCAUCAACUAUUGCACAACAAACGGUUGCGUCUACAGUGGCUACGCAACCUAGCACUAUGGUACUUUCUUUGCCACAGUCGAACACCAAUGAUUGCAAAACAAUCACCCUUUCUAAUUCUACUGAACCUACUCUGCCGACACAAUCGACAAAGGAUGAAGUUGCUGCAUCUGGCACUGCAGUUUUCACACCUGCAUCACUAACCCAAUUAAUCUCUGACCUCGAUCCGCAACUCCAACUUGACUCAGAAGCAUAUGAAGUCCUGGUCAAUUUGGCAAACGAGUUCAUCGUUUCGGUGGCAUCGAAAGCGCAGAAGCUGGCUUCACACCGCGGGUCGUCGAAUGUUGACGCGAAGGAUAUACAUUUUUGUCUGGAACGUGACUGGGACAUUUCCAUUCCUGGAAACCUAUCCGAAGAUCGUCCGCUCAGACAGAAUUCCGUGGUAGAAGCGCAUCGGCAACGUCUGGCUUUGAUCAAGAAACAAAUAAGAAAGAUGUGACGAUUGUCUUCACGUCCAACUUUGUACUUCCGCACUGCCCGAUACCUAGCCAUUUUAUUUCUUUCAAUCAACUGUUUUCCCGUAUUUUCUGAGUACAUACUUAUUACUUGUGUGCAUAUCCUUUUUAUUGUUCGAUGUGCCAUUGAA